AUGUCAAACUUAGUCAAACCCGCUGAUCGUUACGCUGGACUCGACACAAGAUUUUGGGCCGACAUCGUGCACAUGGCCGAAGUGAAUAAAGCAAUUAAUCUAGGUAUGGGAAUGCCGGACUUUAACGCACAGCCACAGUCUAUUAUGGACGCCAUGUGCGAUGUGUUAGUCGAUGGCCACUAUUCGCUACAUCAAUACACAAAGAGUCCGGGUCAUCCGAGAUUAGUGAAAGUGUUGGCCAAACUAUAUUCACACCUAUUGAACAACGAGGUAAGAGAUGACAACAUCCUGAUAACUCUGGGCGCCUAUCAGGCCAUACACUGCGCGCUGUACGGCCUAAUUAACCAUGGUGAUGAGGUGAUCAUAAUUAAUCCGGCCUACGAUGCCUAUGCCAUGAUUACAAGGGCUGCUGGCGGUGUACCCGUGCAUACGGCACUCAAACGUACCGACACCUAUAGAAAUGAAAAUAAUAAUGAUAUUACCGGCGCUGAUGGUUGGCAACUAGACUUUACUGACCUGGAGGCAAAGUUCAAUCAUAAUACUCGGCUUAUCAUCAUUAAUACACCUCAUAAUCCAUUGGGAAAG
Medioppia subpectinata is the source of this 585-nucleotide messenger RNA. Lineage: Eukaryota; Metazoa; Arthropoda; Arachnida; Sarcoptiformes; Oppiidae. The record is from the annotation of a GenBank genome assembly.